GAGACUGCUCCCAUUACUCUGGGUCUGGGAGGGCUAGCUGAGAAAUCAAGGAUGAAGCUCCUUUUUGUAGCUGCCUUUGCACUAUUUGUGCUCUCUACAUUUGACCAGGCUGAUUCUUCAGCUUAUGACAAAAUAGUCGCCCACAGUCGCAUUAGGGCAAGAAAAGAAGGACCCAAUGUCUGCGCACUCCAGCAAGUCAUUGGGACCAAGAAGAAGUACUUCAGCACUUGUCGUAAUUGGUACCAAGGGGCCAUCUGUGGAAAAAAAGCGACUGUGCUGUAUGAGUGCUGCCCAGGGUACAUGAAGCUGGAGGGCAUGCGUGGUUGCCCUGCAGUGGCUCCAAUUGACCAUGUGUACGGCACCUUGGGUCUGGUGAAGGCCACCUCAACCCAAAAAUACUCUGAUAUUUCUAAGCUGAGGCCUGAGAUUGAGGGAUCUGGAUCCUAUACCUUCUUUGCCCCAAGCAAUGAUGCCUGGGAGAGUUUGGAUGAGACAGUGAGGAGUGCACUGGUCAGCAAUGUCAACAUUGAACUGUACAACGCUCUGCAUUAUCACAUGGUCAACAAACGCCUCUUAACCAAAGAUUUGAGGAAUGGAAUGACAGUCACCUCCAUGUACAAUGACCUUGGUCUCCAUAUUAACCAUUACCCCAAUGGGGUGGUGACUGUGAACUGCGCCAGGGUUAUCUAUGGCAACCAGGUUGCUACCAAUGGAGUUGUGCAUGUCAUUGACCGUGUCAUCAGUGCUGUUGGAAACACCAUCCAGGAUGUGAUUGAGGUUGAUGAUGACCUGACAACUCUGAGUGAUGUGGCUCAAAAUGCUGGGCUGUUGGACAAGCUGGGUCAGCCAGGACAUUACACUCUCUUUGCCCCCACUAACGAUGCCUUUGAGAAGUUAGGCAGCGACGUGUUGGAGAGACUUCAGGGCGACAAGGAGGUCCUCAAAGCUCUUCUGAACUUCCACCUAUUGGACUCACUCCAGUGCUCUGAAGCCAUAUUAGCUGGCAGCUCUUAUGAGACUCUGGAGGGCAACAACAUUGAAAUCGGCUGUGAUGGCGAAAGUUUAACUGUCAACGGUGUCAAGAUGGUGCUCAAGAAGGACAUUGUUACCACCAAUGGUGUCAUCCAUCUUAUUGACCAAGUCCUCAUGCCAGACUCAGCUAAGCAGGUGAUGGAACUGAUGGGCAGCUCCCAGUCAACAUUUGGUGACAUGGUGUCUGAGCUCGGUCUUUCUGCUUCCAUGAGAGCAGAUGCUGAAUACACUUUGCUGGCUCCCCUAAACAUAGCCUUCAAUGAUGAAGUGAUGUCCAUGGAUCAGAGAUUGCUUAGAAUUAUCCUUGAGAACCACAUCUUGAAGAGUAAGAUUGUCCUGGGACAGUUGUACAAUGGUCAACGGCUGGAGACCAUUGGAGGAAAACUUCUGAGGGUCUUCAUCUAUCGCACAGCUGUGUGCAUUGAGAAUUCCUGUCUUAUAAGAGGCAGUAAAGAAGGAAGCAAUGGGGCCCUUCAUCUCAUGCGGACAUUGUUGAAACCAGCGGAAAAAACUAUGUUUGAGAUUCUGACAGAAAAUGGAGGGUUCAAGAUCUAUUUGUCUCUGAUGGAAGCUGCUGGCUUGACUGACCUGCUGAAACAGGAGGGAGACUUUACUCUGUUUGCCCCAAGUGAUAAGGCUUUCACUGGUCUGAGUGACAGGGAUUUUGCUUUAUUGAAGAGUGACGUAAAUGCUCUCAGAACUAUCCUUCUGUAUCACAUCAAUAAUGGUAUCUUCAUUGGUGGUGGUCUGGAGACCGGGGUGACUAACCUCCUCAAGUCUCUCCAGGGCAGUAACCUCAAAGUGAUGUUUGCAAACAACACUAUGCUUGUGAACUCUGUCCAAGUGCCUGAAUCUGAUAUCAUGGCCACAAAUGGGGUCAUUCACUUCGUAAACCAAGUUUUGUAUCCAGGAGAUAUCCCUGUUGGAAGCCAGGAUCUCCUGAUGUUGUUGAAGAGGCUCAUCUCUUAUAUGCAAAUCAAGUACAUUUCAGGAUUCAGAUAUCAGGAAAUUCCCCUUACAUUUAUGAAGAGGAUCAUCACUCGCGUCAUCCAGGAAGGUCCUGAAGUGACCAAAGUGACAAGGGUCAUCCCAGCAGAACCCUCCAUCACCAAAGUUACAAGGGUCAUUGAAAGUCAACCCUCCGUGACCAAGGUUACCAGGGUUAUUGAGAGUCAACCCACCAUCACCAAAGUCACCAGGGUUGUUUCAGGUCCUCAGUACUCAGUCAGCACUGGCACCAGCAACAUCAACCUGGAAGGAGCUGACGUUUCAGAGAUCGAAGGGAACCCUAAUUUUGAUGCUGAUAGACUUACCCAUCUCAUCAAAGAAGGCACUUCAAGAAGAACACCCCCCCGAAGAAAUUUAGCUGGCAGGAGGAGGGGAAGAGACUGAGCGUGGACGGAUAAGAAUAUCAACGCUGUAAAGGCAAAGAGAGAUACCAAACUCAGAGAUUGAGACUUGUUUUUCAAUACAGGGGAAACACUUAAAAUGUCAGUGAUUUCAAAUAUACUGUAACAGGUAUAGCUGACAAAAAUAAAGCUAUUCUCAUAAACAAUUUAAUGGUGCUUUGAAUGUAUAUCUAACUUGAGUGUGCAAUGGCUGAAAAGAGUCUUUUGUUCAAAUGAACUUUUGGCAUGACUUUAAAAACAAAGAGCAAGUCAGGGUAGCAAUAAAAUCUUUUAAAUCCAAGCCAUUAGGGUAGCAAUAAAACAUUUUUUUAAACAUUCUAAACUUCUCUAUGACUUUGCUAGAGGUGAAGGUCAAAGCAAGAAUAUUUUACGAGCUGUUCAGGAAGAUUUAUAAAUCUCAGCAUGAUAAAGAUUGAAAAAAAUUGCUUAUGUGUUUCCAGACUUUAACUGUUGCAUUAUUUUAAUUUCUAUGGCUGAAAGUUGUAUAAGGUUUCAUGUAAAUUUUGUCUGUGCUUGUAUCAUUUGGAGCUAUGUAUCCAAUUACAGGUCUUAUCCUUUUUCUCAUUAUUUUCCAAACAUUUUCAAAUAAAGUGCUUUCUUUGAUAUAAAUAUGCCAGUUUGAAAAGGGCAUCUUAA
Molecule: messenger RNA, 3077 nt
Organism: Lates calcarifer (barramundi perch)
Lineage: Eukaryota; Metazoa; Chordata; Actinopteri; Centropomidae
Gene: postnb
Product: periostin, osteoblast specific factor b
Exons: 22
Coding region: 52-2424 (790 amino acids)
Biological process (GO): extracellular matrix organization; cell adhesion
Cellular component (GO): extracellular matrix
Molecular function (GO): cell adhesion molecule binding
Source: RefSeq, a predicted model, not a curated record